AUGAUGUCAAUGGAGGAUGAGCACGUCCUCAUUUGGGCUCAAGCGGGAAUGCCAGCACUGAAUUUCAGCAGGAAACGACUGUCCAGAACCGCCAGUGCCUGUUUGCCUCUGAAAAACGCCAAAAAGUGGCCCUACACCAGACAGAUGGAGCGCUCCGAGAUCACAAUCAUUUUCUUGGCAAUUGUGAGCCUGGGAUUUAUCAUUAAUCGCGUGUCCAGUUUCCUACGCAGUCGAGCGGCUAGGAUAAACUAUGGAAUCGCCGGCCCGCUCAUCUUCUCCCUAGCAAGUGCUAUCCCCGCCUCCUUAUUCGCACUCUUGGUCCUAGAGAUGCGAACCAAGGCGCCGGGUGCUCGAACGUUUGCACAAAUUAUAUACGCCCGAUUUGGUCCUUUAGCGCACAUUCCUUUCAUCACAAUCUUUGUCAUCACCAACUUCCAGGAGAUAAUGCUCAUCAUUGCAGCUGGGACAUCUGCUCUCCAGGCAGUCACACGGGAUGCCUCAAACGAGGUGAUGAUUCUCCUAAUCUUCAUUGCAAUUAUACCUGGAGCGGUAGUUGGUGGACUUGAAGGUCUCCGUGUUAUUUUCUACUUUACAACAAUCAUAUUUCUUGGUGCUGCGAACAUUAUUGCCUUCGCAGUUUUCAACAACGCAAACAACUUUCCGAUAGUUAGCACGGCGUCCUUCUUCACAAACCAGGGCUACUGGCAAGUGGGCAUCUACACCUCACUGGAUCACAGUUGCCUCAGCUUCGUGCUGGCUGUCCUCCUGUGGUUCACCAUCCCCUUCCUCUACUCCAUGUCGUGUGGUCUGGGCUACCUCGCCCUCACCAGCGCUUCUAAUGACCACAUCAUAACACACCACGAGGUCUACGCAGGCUUGUUACCCUACGUAGUGCCAACGUACCUCUUUGGUCACUGGGGCCAGAUUGUGGUGUACACUAUAAUCGCAAUUUCGCUGGUCAGCAGUUGUAUAUGCAACCUGAUGGGAAUCCGAUCUCUCCUUGUGCAUGACGUUCUCGAAACUUACAUCAUGCCUUUUAAAAAGAGACGCUCAGCCGAUGUCUGUUUGUUCUGCGGCAAAAGAGUGGGCCAGUUUUCCGCAAAGUACGAAACCUGUCGAUGCGGCAGUAUGCUGGUGUGCACGGACUGCGAAAUGGAUCGAGGUGGACAGAGGGGAUCACAGCACAUGUUGGUUUCGCAAUACUUGUGUCUCACACACGGAGAGUACCGUCGCUACCAAGAUAAAAUGGAGCAGAAGGGCAUGGCCUUCCUUCUACUCUUUCUGGCUGUGGUGAUUCUAGCGGUCGUACUGAUUGCAGGUCAACCGCCGUCAUCAGCCAGCGAUACCCGACCUCAAGCAAGCAGGACCUUCCUCCGUGAAAUCUGUGCUGCACUUCAGCCAGAAGAUGUUGCCUCAAAAUUUACACUUGUUCGCUUAGCGUACUUCCCCCCAUAA
Molecule: messenger RNA, 1455 nt
Organism: Dibothriocephalus latus
Lineage: Eukaryota; Metazoa; Platyhelminthes; Cestoda; Diphyllobothriidea; Diphyllobothriidae
Source: the annotation of a GenBank genome assembly